Molecule: messenger RNA, 1827 nt
Organism: Vigna radiata var. radiata (mung bean)
Lineage: Eukaryota; Viridiplantae; Streptophyta; Magnoliopsida; Fabales; Fabaceae
Exons: 1
Coding region: 1-1827 (608 amino acids)
Source: RefSeq, a predicted model, not a curated record
AUGGCCGAACACAACACACGCUCUAAAACCAUUGACGAUGCAAUUCUCCGCCUCACCCAAAAUCAGUCCGUCCUCACCACCUCCCAAAAUGAACUUAACACCAAGCUCGACUCCAUCAUUGCUCACCUCUCCCAGAUCGACAUCAUCAACCCUCAAACCCAAUCCCCAUCCUCACCAUCUUCCACUACCUUCAAACCUCACAUGAAGCUCGAGGUUCCACGGUUUGAUGGUCAUGAUGCUACCGGUUGGAUCUUCAAGAUCACCCAAUUCUUUGAGUAUCACUCUACGCCCGAAGAGGAUCGACUCAAAGUGGCUUCCUUCUACAUGGACGGCGCCGCCCUCAGCUGGUUCCAGUGGGUUCACAAAAAUGGCCUGAUUCCGUCUUGGCACAGUUUCCUUCAAGCCCUUGAAACUCGUUUUGCUCCCUCUUACUAUGAGGAUCCUCGUGGCCUUCUGUUCAAGCUCACACAAAGCAGUACGGUUAAUGAUUACCUUACCGAAUUUGAACGAUUGGCUAGUAGAGUUGUGGGUCUUCCCCCUUCAUUUUUGUUAAGCUGUUUUAUUUUGGGUCUUUCUCCUGAAAUCAAACGAGAGGUUUUGGCUUUGCAACCACUAACCUUUACACAGGCUGCUGCAUUGGCUAAGUUGCAAGAAGAUAAAUUUCAUGACCUGAGAAAAGGUCCCCGGAAUCGCUUUCCGUUUCAGCCCUCUCCGAUUUCCACUUCUCUGUCACCGCCUCAAGGGCGCUCUUCCUCCCCUCUGCUACCCACUCCUUCCAAGACCAAUUACAAGAAGCUCUCUCAUGAGGAAAUGUUAGCUCGUCGUGAGAAAGGCUUGUGUUACAACUGCGAUGAAAAGUUCCACCCUGGCCACAAAUGCAAGGCACGUUUCUUUCUUUUGGUUGCAGAGGAAACAGAGGUUAAUAACACUACCCCUUCUGAUGACUUGGCAGCUCCUGAACCGGAUCCUCUCCUGGCCCACGAUAUACAGAAUGAGCUCUCUUCAGCCCAAAUUAGCUUCAAUGCACUUUCAGGUUUAACGGCCCCAGAAGCCCUUCGUUUUUUGGGCCUCAUUUCAAAGAAGCAAGUUACUAUUCUUGUGGAUGGCGGCAGCACUCACAACUUCAUCCAAGACCGUGUAGCUAAGUUCCUUAACUUACCACUGCAACCCACCCCCACACUAAAGGUGAUGGUUGGCAAUGGUAGUGUGAUUGAAUGCCACCAAUUUUGUCCAGCUGUUCUACUUUCCAUACAAGGCCAUAUUUUCACGGUUGAUUUUCAUGUUUUACCCAUCAGCGGUGCGGAUGUAGUAUUGGGCAUCCAAUGGCUUAAAACCUUGGGCCCAAUAGUGACUGACUAUUCUCAGUUGACCAUGCGUUUCGACAGAGAGGGCCAUACCGUUGAAUUAAGUGCAACCUCACCUUCUGGACCUCAACACAUAUCAGCCCCUCAACUCAAACGUAUUUUCGAGACCAACUCCGCCGCAGCUUAUUUCCAUAUCCAGAUUUCACCCACAUAUUUUCCAUCUCAACCAUCUACAGUUACCCUUCCUACUCACUCACAUCCCCACCUCUCCUCCCUACUCCACAAAUACCAAUCACUCUUCAUUUCCCCCACCUCUUUACCCCCAACACGCCCAACCGACCAUCAUAUACAUCUUUUGCCCCACUCUUCUCCUGUCACGGUGCGCCCUUACCGCUACCCUCAUUUUCAAAAGUGCGAGAUUGAGAAACAAAUUGAGGAACUCCUACACACAGGGCUAAUACAGCCAAGUCACAGCCCUUUUUCCUCUCCGGUCUUACUUGUUAAAAAAAAGGAUACAACAUGA